AUGUUGAGGAGGACAAAGAAGCGACGGCGGACUGGGCGCGGUGGCGGGCUUGGUGGAGGAGGUGGUGGCGGUGGUAGCGGUGGUGACGACGACGGGCCGGGCGCUCGGAAGCGAGCGCGCGGGCUGCUAGUCGACCUCUCUGCCGGCGACCCAGAGGUCGGCGGCGAGCCGCUGCUGCCGCUGCCGUCGUUGGCGGUGGCCGAUGAUGGCCCGGCCGGCGUGGCAGAGGCGGCAGCGGUGCUGGCGAGGUACGACCCGUCUGCUGCGCGGGUUCCUGCCGCGAUCGCGGCUGCGUCUCAUGAGAGCCUGCCGCAGGAGCCCGCGGCUAUGGCGAGUGUGCUGGCUGUGGCAUUUGAGGCUGGUGCUGCUGCGCUGAGCGGGCAGGCCGCGGUGCUGCUUGACACGUGGGCUGCGGCGCUCCCCGCAUCGGCGCUGGUCGCAGUCUUGGCCCACACGCCCGGAACCGCGCCACAAGCGCUCAUCGGCGGCCUUUACGAGAUCAUUCUCGAUCCAAGCCUCCCGCGGCACGACGAUCGGGUGGCGGCAGCGCAAAGUGCAAGUGAGGUGCUCGACAUACCUGGCCUCGCGGCCUGGAUUGUGGCAAGCAAGCACCGCAAGCAUUUGUUGCGGCUGAUGUCGUCGACGCGUCGUGAGGCUCUCCUUACCUAUCUCGACGCCGUUGUCGGCGCCUGCCUCGACGACUCGGUGCUCGCAUCCGAGCUGUACGCGAUGACCACAGCAGCGGCCAAGCGCGAGCCGCGGGCCUGGCUCCCAGCCCGGGCCUGGAUCCUCGACCGGUGGCUGGAGCGCUCGUUGGCCACCGGAGGUGAGGUGUGGGACACGCUGCUGGCAGACGACAGCGCCAAGGGUCCUGGCUCUGCGCAAGCUGCUCUUGCCCAACAUGCGUCAGCCCGCUUGGCGACGCCCGGUGAUGCAGGCUCUGCUCUGGAUCUGGCACUCAACACAGGCGUGCUGGCCAAGCUGAGCGGCCGCCAGCUUGCGGCGUUGGUAGCAGUGCUAGGCGCUACGCCGCAAGCAGUGAGCACGGCGGUGCGAGCGACGACGAUCCGCUCGGUCCUUCACCGCAUGCUGAGCACGUCUGGUCCAAAGGCGGCAGGCACCGACCUUGCCUCCGCCUGCUCGCCCCGUGUGAUGACCAACUUGCGGCAGGUCCUCCUCGAGCGAGGCUGGGACCCGCGCGAUGACGGGCAACUUCUCUUUCUACCGGGCCUCUGCGAUACUCCGGGCCUGGACCGGAUCGCGGAAGACCACAGACUCUCAGUCUCGCUGUUCUGGGACGGCUGCCGGGACCUAUGGGGAAGGAGUCCGCAUGCCACGGCCUCCGCCGCUGCUGCCUUGCUCGCUUCGGCUAUUGCCAGCGCGCUGUGGGACAAGGCUGUGCGUGAUCAGCUGAUGCGGCCAGCAGCGGGGCUGAGCUCAUCGGCCCAUUACGCAGCCGUGCUAGCCGGCGGUGUUCGAAUGCUCGAGGCGUGCUUGCGGGCGAGCGGCACAGGCGAGCCUGCGCUUCUCGGCUCGACAUUGGACGGCGGGUUGUGGCUCGGCUCGUUUGCCGCCGACUGGACCCACGACGCUUAUCCUGCACGGACGGUUCCGCUUGUUGCGCUCCUCAGCGAUGUCUUUCUGGUCAUGGUCGAGCUCGGAGCCUCGGUCUUUGACCCGAGCAACGAGCUUGGAGCCGAGCUUGUUCCGGCGAACAUCGUAGCUCUCAUGUGGUGGAUGGCGCCGCAGCUCCAGACCCAGGCAGCCGAGCUCUGUGUUUUGCGGACCCAGACAAUUGUUGCUGAGACCGUCGCUCGCACGCUGCAGCUGGCUGAGGCGGCCAAGCCGUCGGCAUUUAUGCAGAGCAAGGGACUGACACCUUUGGCCUUGGCGCACCUGCAGGGCUUGGCGAAAGUUAUCAACGCAGGCGCGGCGCCGCAACGCGGCACAGGCGGUCUACGUGAGCGGCUGCGUGGCGGCGAGAGCGAGAGCGAGCUUUGGCCGCUGGCUACCGCACUGGUCGGCCUCUCGUCGUCGCCGUACAUGGGCAACGGCAGUGAUGUUGUCGCUGCGCUCGCGCGCGCAUUCGAUCCGUUUCCAGUUGCGCUCCUUGCCCCUUCCACUUUGCAGCCAGCCUUUCUUGCCUUUGGAGAGCGCCUGAUGCGUCACGUCCGCUCUCUGGCGCUGAGCAAGACGGGCGACAUCGGGCGAUUGCGCCUGAUCUGGCUCUACAAGGCGCUGCACUUGUUGGCAACGCUCGCCGAGGCCGAUUCGGCGAGGCGGGCGCUGCUCAUCCACCACGAGCCGAUCUCGUGCCUUAUCCAUCUGCUCGGCCUUCGUGAUCGCGGCGUCGAAGAGGUGGCGCGGACGCGGGCCAACGCCUCCAACUGCCUCAAGCAGUACGUGGCGCGUGGGCUCGGCGACCCAAGCGCCGCUGCGCGCAACGUGCUCCUCUCGCUUGCUCAGCUCCACUCACUCGUUCCGAUGCUCCUCUCGACGGGUCUCCGGCAUAUCGUGAGCGACGGCAACGUCGAUCCACUCGCCGAGGAUGCGCUGAGCAUGCUCCGGCUGGCGGUCCGGACCUCGCAGCUCAAGGCGACACUCGUCCUUCCGGCCACAGGCCUCAUCGCCCACCUGCGCCGGUUGCUAUUUCAGCCCGCCGACGCCAAGAUUGUUCUCGGCUCUCCACCGGCCGCCGCCGCUGUUUUCGAACUCUUUGACGCCGCCGUCGCCGCGCCCGCCCUCUCAUCGGGCAUUGCCGAAGCCGCCCUCCACCGGCUGCUCAUCGAUGGCCUCCUCGCUGCGCACCGCGCCGCUGACGCCGUUGCGGUUGUCCGCAAACUUCCGGCUCCGCUCGCCCUCGACGCCUUUACCAACUCGCAGCUGCUCAAAACCCGGAUGGUCACGCCGCGCGACGCCGUGGCAAGCCAGCUUGGUGCUUGCGCGGCGAGCCUUGGACUCUAG
This is a messenger RNA of Thecamonas trahens ATCC 50062, 2964 nucleotides long. RefSeq lists its product as uncharacterized. The coding region runs from base 1 to 2964 and encodes 987 amino acids. The record is from RefSeq and is a predicted model, not a curated record. Lineage: Eukaryota; Apusomonadida; Apusomonadidae. The transcript is spliced from 2 exons.